AUGGGUUAUAAUCACGAUUUAGUCUAUUAUUUAAAAGGUAAUUUUGGACUACUAAUAAAUUUCAAAGGCUUUACAUUAGUUAUAGAUUAUUCUAUUUCUAUUGCAAAUCAUCUAAAUAAAUUUAGUUUUCUUUUGAUUAGCCCGAUAAAUCAACCCAAUAUAUAAAAGUGCUUACAAGAAUCUAGGUAACCAAUAAUUACUUAUUAUCAUUUUAUUGGAGUUUCAUUAAUUCCCCUAGGCAAAUUCAUAGAAGCUCUUUAGAAAAUAAAAAUGGCAAUAGAUUUGAAUCCAAAGAAUGAGAACGGCUAUUAUAAUAAAGGGUAUUAUUCUAAAUAUUGGAAAGCCUUGCUCUAUUAAUAUUUUGAAUUCUCUCUAACUUUAUAUGAAUUGGAAAAGUAUUAAGAAGCCUAAAAUGCUUAUGAAGAUGCAAUAAAAUUGAAUAAUCGCUAGGAUAUCACAUACUAAGGGAAAGGCAAUAAAUAUAUGUAAAUAUUCAAUAGGCAAAGACUCUUUAAAGUUUCUAAACUGAAAUUGAUCUAAACAAAAAUAAUGAUGGAGCUAAUGGGAAAAAGGUUCAAAAUUCUUUCAUUUUUUAUCUCUCUCUAAUUUCUUUAAAAUAAACUUACUUAAUUACAUCUGUUGUAAAAAUUCAAAGAUGCAUUAAUUGUUUAUGAUUAAGCAAUCUAUAUGAACAAAAAUCCCAUUAGAUUAAAGCUCAAGGGUAUUCUUUACUUUUUAUAAUAAAGUGACACAUUAGAAUUCAUAAUGUUGA
Messenger RNA from Paramecium octaurelia, 772 nucleotides. NCBI's taxonomy places the organism in Eukaryota, Ciliophora, Oligohymenophorea, Peniculida, Parameciidae. The record is from the annotation of a GenBank genome assembly.